Messenger RNA from Paramecium sonneborni, 327 nucleotides. The record is from the annotation of a GenBank genome assembly. Lineage: Eukaryota; Ciliophora; Oligohymenophorea; Peniculida; Parameciidae.
AUGUCAUCAGGAGGAAAAGGAAAAGCAGGAAAAGGAGGAAAGGCAGCAGGAGCUCAUAAAUCAGUAUCUAGAUCACAUAAAGCUGGUUUAUAAUUCCCAGUUGGAAGAGUGUCAAGAUAUUUGAAAUAAGGAAGAUAUACAGAAAGAGUUGGUGCUGGUGCUCCAGUUUAUUUAUCAGCUNUAAAGUAAGAUGAAAUAUUAAAUAGACAAUAAUUACACUUUUACAUUAGAAAUUGUUCAGAAUUUUUGUUUACCCAUGACUUAAGAUUUAUUUGUUAAAAAAAUACAGUAGAUAAGAUAUAAUUUUAGGGGCAUUUAUUAGUUUGA